GUUUAAAACAGUCUCGAUCCCCGUCGUCGUUCAUGUCUUCGACAGUGUCUUUGUUGUGUCUUUCGCUCGUUCAAUUUCUGUCGCUUUCGUGUCUCUCGCUAUGGUUUCCAGAUGUCUGACUGCGAUUUCUGUCGCACUAAUCGCUUUCUCUUCUACAGCACAGGCACAGACCAACUUCACGACGAAUUGGAAUCCGUUGGGUGAGGGAUGCGUGGACUCGGCAGGUUUUCUCUCGUGUUAUGGCGAGCGAGAAACGAAAGCAGAAACUUGCACAAGUGUUUGCGCCCAGAGCAAUACGAAAGGAACUCCAUCGUAUAAUACCUGUGUUGAUGCCUGUAACGAACUAUGGUUGGCGGACAAUAUAGGGUGCUGGAUACAGAGCUGCUGGAAUCAGGUCUACUCCUGCGCGUAUCAACUCACUGCAUUGUCGUAUUUUGAUGGUUCGGGUCUGGCUCAGAAUUCGGAUGUCCCGUUCUAUCCUCCGCCUAAUGAUGCCAGUGCCGGUGCUUGCUCUUGCAAUCUUGGCUACGUCUAUGGAAACCUCUCGGCAGUCUCAACGUCGACUCAGGGCUCUAAUUGCGAAGUAAUUGCAGGUGGAAACAACGCUACUUUCUAUGACUGCGAAUGUUGCGAGCUCUCCUGGCCAAUCUCCAACAUCUUGAACGCUUGUCCUAAAUCCGACCUUUCUGGCAUCAACUUCGAAAACGGAGUCAGUUUCCCAACAUAUAUCACGAGGAUUGCAACACAGCUUACCCCAUCCACCGAUAAAUGCGCCAUCCUAAACAACGGCACCGAGACCUGCAUCAGUGACUAUAAUUUCCCAUACGCCGGGAACACAUCUUACAAUCCUCUCUCAUUACCAGCUGCGGAACCUGGCAAAGAGGCCCUAUCAAACUCAGCCGGAAAUGCUUUCACUGUGUUCCCAUCAGCGUCCAUUAACCUUACCCUAACUAUGGCUCCUUCAUACACGAGCACCAUCACGCCGGCAUCUUUCGGUGCAAGCGCGAGUGCGGACCCCCAGUCGAUCGCUGGGACGUCAAUUAUGGGUGGAACUACGACUUCGAUCUCUUCCACCACAACUACAACGCCGUCAAAUACGGCGACUUCGAGUUCCGCGACGGCUACCUCGACGAAGAAGAGUGCUGGUGUGAAGAUGGGAGGGAAUCUGGGGUUGAUGGCACUUGCUGUGGUGCCAGCUGUUAUUUGCAUAUCGUGAGCGGUUCAUAGUAAUGCUUAAUAUUAAUAUUAAUUUGAGUUUUGAUUCCUAUCUAGUGAAACAAGUGAUAUGGGGCUACAUCAUGACUUGC
Mollisia scopiformis is the source of this 1307-nucleotide messenger RNA. RefSeq lists its product as uncharacterized. Lineage: Eukaryota; Fungi; Ascomycota; Leotiomycetes; Helotiales; Mollisiaceae. The transcript has 4 exons. Bases 101 to 1216 code for a protein of 371 amino acids. The record is from RefSeq and is a predicted model, not a curated record.